GAAGCGCGCAUGCGCCACAGCGCCAGCGCUCUCCCCGGAUAGAGCGGGGCCCGAGCCCGUCCGCGGUGGUGGUUCCGCUCGCGCUCCCGCGCCGCCAUGUCGGCCACCAUCGAGCGGGAGUUCGAGGAACUGGAUGCUCAGUCUCGCUGGCAGGUGUUAUACGCGGAAAUUCGAAAUGAGUCCCAUGACUAUCCUCAUAGAGUGGCCAAGUUUCCUGAAAACAGAAAUCGAAACAGAUACAGAGAUGUAAGCCCGUAUGAUCACAGUCGUGUUAAACUGCAAAAUACUGAAAAUGAUUAUAUUAAUGCCAGCUUAGUUGACAUAGAAGAGGCACAAAGAAGUUACAUCUUAACACAGGGUCCACUUCCUAACACAUGUUGCCACUUCUGGUUCAUGGUGUGGCAGCAAAAGACCAAAGCAGUUGUCAUGUUAAACCGAAUUGUAGAGAAAGAAUCGGUUAAGUGUGCACAGUACUGGCCAACAGAUGACCGAGAGAUGGUGUUUAAGGAAACGGGAUUCAGUGUGAAACUCUUAUCUGAAGAUGUGAAAUCAUAUUACACAGUACAUCUACUACAGUUAGAACAUAUCGAUAGUGGUGAAACCAGAACAAUAUCUCACUUUCAUUAUACUACCUGGCCAGAUUUUGGAGUUCCUGAGUCACCAGCUUCAUUCCUAAAUUUUUUGUUUAAAGUUAGAGAAUCUGGCUCCUUGAGCCCUGACCACGGACCUGCAGUGAUCCACUGCAGUGCAGGCAUUGGGCGCUCUGGCACCUUCUCUCUUGUAGACACCUGCCUUAUUCUAAUGGAAAAAGGAGAUGAUGUUAAUGUGAAACAAGUAUUAUUGAACAUGAGAAAGUAUCGAAUGGGACUUAUUCAGACCCCAGACCAGCUCAGAUUCUCCUAUAUGGCCAUAAUAGAAGGAGCAAAGUACAUAAAAGGAGAUUCAAAUAUACAGAAACGGUGGAGAGAACUUUCUAAAGAAGAUUUAUCUCCUAUUUAUGAUCAUUCACACAAUAGAACAAUGAUUGAAAAGUACAAUGGGAAGAGAAGAGGUUCAGAAGAUGAGAAAUUAACAGGACUUCCUUCUAAGAUGCAAGACACUGUGGAAGAGAACAGUGAAAGUAUUCUGCGGAAACGUAUCCGAGAGGACAGAAAGGCUACUACAGCUCAGAAGGUGCAGCAGAUGAAACAGAGGCUAAAUGAAACUGAACGAAAAAGAAAAAGUGGUCACGCUUGUGGUUAUGUAUUCCUUUCCACAGUUAACCAGGCCAAGACUGACAGACACCUAAAUGUUCAUGACUUGAGACUAUUCUGCAGCUAUAAAUUUUGAACCUUUGAUGUGCAAAGCAAGAGCCGAAGCCCACUCCGGAAACUAAAGUGAGGCUUGCUAACCCUGUAGAUUGCCUCACAAGUUGUUUACAAAGUAAGCUUUACAUCCAGGGGAUGAAGAAAGCCACCAGCAGAAGACUCGCAAACCCUUUAAUUUGAUGUAUUGUUUUUUAACAUAUGUAUGAAAUGUAGAAAGAUGUAAAAGAAAUAAAUUAGGAGAGACUUCUUUGUAUUGUACUGCCAUUCCUAAUGUAUUUUUAUACUUUUUGGCAGCAUUAAAUAUUUUUAUUAAAUAGA
This is a messenger RNA of Meriones unguiculatus (Mongolian gerbil), 1625 nucleotides long. RefSeq names its product protein tyrosine phosphatase non-receptor type 2 (gene Ptpn2). Bases 97 to 1329 code for a protein of 410 amino acids. Lineage: Eukaryota; Metazoa; Chordata; Mammalia; Rodentia; Muridae. The record is from RefSeq and is a predicted model, not a curated record. Gene Ontology annotation, biological process: protein dephosphorylation. Gene Ontology annotation, molecular function: protein tyrosine phosphatase activity. The transcript has 11 exons.